Aspergillus ochraceoroseus IBT 24754 is the source of this 2959-nucleotide messenger RNA. Its product is annotated as UNC45-central domain-containing protein. The transcript has 2 exons. The record is from RefSeq and is a predicted model, not a curated record. The coding region runs from base 318 to 2852 and encodes 844 amino acids. NCBI's taxonomy places the organism in Eukaryota, Fungi, Ascomycota, Eurotiomycetes, Eurotiales, Aspergillaceae.
CUCUCUCUCUCUCGCUUUUUUCUUUUCCCUUUCCUUCCUCCACCUGUUCCUCCAUUUGAUCCAUCAAUCCUUCAUUUAUUCUUCUUCUCACCCUGCUUACCUUGCUUGCUUCUUUCUUUUCUCCAUGACUGCUUUUUGGUUUGAUCUUUCCACGACCAUCUUCUCCGAUACUGCCGUGGGUUAAUCUCAGCUCUCCUUCUCCCCCUCUCCUUCUUCCUACUCCCUCCAUCUUGUAACCUCUCCCUCCUGAGAAACUCAUCACCCACCUAAAUUCCAUCGCAUUUUCAUUCCCCUCCUUCGAUCCACACCUAGAAGAAAUGGUUCACACAACCGGCGACGAGCGCGCUGUACACCUGACACGAGAGGCUAUUGAACUGGUCGACGCUGGACACCACGAGGCUGCCUCACGAAAUCUCCGAGAAGCCCUUGCCCUCGCCCCAGAUAACCCGACGGUCAAGGCGGCCUUCCUGAAAAUUCAGCAGGAUGGUGAAAAUGAUCAUCAUCUCCUGGAUCUCUGUCGUCGCUAUACCGCGCAAAAAGAUGAAAGCGCCGGCAAGGAUGCGGCCCUCUAUCUCCGCACAGAUGGACUCAUCCCCCCGGAGAGCGUCGCGGUAGAAUGUGCCAAAUUGCUGCUAUCAUCCCCGGCUUCGUCACUGUCCGCCUUGCAAGAUGAUGUGAUUUCCGGGUUGGUGCGCCAGAACCCUAGUGUGCGCCAACUCUUCUCCAGCCGCCUACAGGUUUCCGUCACCACCUUUUUCGACGACAUUUACGACCGGGGCGAUGCGUCCGCCGUGUGUCUCGAUACCGUGGUUCUCGAUCCCUCCGUCUGGCCGUCGGAGGACGCUCGUCUGCAUUGCGAGCGCGAGCUCUUCCAGCUGUUUAUCGCCAAGCUCAUGGAAUCCGGCCACGACAUGGACGGGCGCUCUCUCAAAGGGAUUGCCCGCUUACUCGCCGUCGAUGCCACUAAACUACAAGACCUCGUGGACGACGAGAGCCUGGAUGUCAUUGUCGGAUCCCUGGACUAUCGACUCCCUCUGGAAUGGAGGAGCCAGGCUACGCUCGCGACCGUCAAAUAUCUAGAAUCCUCCCAGGCGGUCGGGCAAACGCAGUUCUCCAACAUCAUUUCUGCGAAACUAGCCAAGUCUCGUACCGACGAGCUCAUUGUGGCCUUUUCAGCCACAGCGGCCAUUUUCCCCGUUGCGCCCGAGGUGGCCGCGGCCGUCUUUUUGUCCGACGGUUUCCUGAACUCGCUGAAAGCGCUCACGGGGAGGGAUGCCAAGAGUCGCAAAGUCGAGACGUCGGUUCUGGAAGUGCUCAAUGCUGCUUGUGUGAACACCGCGGCGCGCGAAGCUGUCUUCAAAUCCUUCUCUGACUGGCUCUCGCACAUUCUGACCAACGGCUGUGAUGAGAGCUCGGACUUGGCAGCGGUGAUUCUGGCCAAGGUCCGGGCUUCAAGGGACCGCCCGUCGGGUUCCAAUGGGACAGCUGCGGAGGGCGGCGAUGACAGCCAUGUCGCGGAGCUGGUUGACCGAUUCAAGGAGCUGAUGUCGAAACCCAAGAGUGAGAAUAUUUCGCAUGCCAUCGAGGGGCUCGCGUACGCCUCUGUCAAAGCGGAGGUCAAAGAACAACUCGCGACGGAUGCUGGGUUCCUGCGAGACCUGGUCAAGGUAUUGCAGGCCAACACCCACGACUCUUCAAUCCUGUAUGGCGGGUUGAUGGUCCUGGUGAAUGUCACCCAGUUCCUGCCCACUCUAUCGGAGGAACAGAAGAAGAUUUCCCAGCUGAAAUCCUAUGCGGAGGCGUCUCCCAACGCCACCCAGACGGGGCCCCCCAUCCUCGAGACUGAGACGCACGUGAUGGCGCGCUGUCGCGCUGUGGUCGAAGCCGGGGUCAUGCCGCUGUUUGUGGCUUGCGGGAAGACGAACAUGCGGUCAAUCCACGGCCUCAUCGCCAAGAUCCUGCUGUCCUUGUCCCGAAACUCCCAGACCAGAGGCACUCUUGCACAGCAAGGGGCGGUCAAGCUGUUACUGGGUCUCGGAACGGCGAGGCAAGGCAGCUCCGGUUCCAUCUCGCAGGAGACCGUCCAACACACCUCGCAUGCGCUCGCUCGCAUUCUCAUCUCUGUCGAUCCCGCGCAUGUAUUUCCGGCAUCCGGGUUCCCCCACAUCACGUCGGCCAUUCGCCCCUUGACGGCUCUUCUCACCAGCCCCGAGUCGUCCGUUGUCUCGGCCGAACAACCGGUCGAUAUGCUCCCUGUGUUUGAGAGUCUGCUCGCGCUCACCAAUCUCGCGUCGCACCCGGAUGCGGCCGCACCGGACGGCAUCGUCCGGCAGGCGUGGCCGGUGGUGGAAGACCUGCUCCUGUCGAAAAGCCCUCUGAUCCAACGGGCGGCGUGCGAGCUUGUGUGUAAUCUGAUGACGUGUGAGUCGGGGGUGGUCAAAUUUGCCGAUGGGACCAAGCGAGCGGCGCAACGCCUGCACCUUUUGCUGGCGCUCACGGACACGGACGAUCUGGCGACGCGACGAGCGGCCGGGGGGGCCUUGGCGAUGCUGACGGAGUUUGAUGCGGUGAUCGCAGCCAUCCUGGAUCGCCCCCGCGGCGUGCAGCUCCUGCUGGGCCUCUGUCGCGACGACGACGACGAUGGGCUGGUCCACCGCGGGGUUACCUGUGUGCGCAACCUGAGCUGUGUUGCGUCGGAUAAUCUCCGCCGUCGGGCCCACGAGGCUGUGAAGAAGGAGGGAGGGAUUGAGAUCCUGGGGAAUCUGCUGCAGUCGAAGGCGACGAAUCGUGUGGUGCUUCAAAUCGGGGUGGAAGCUCUGAAGCCUUUGGUGGAGGAGAAUAGCCGGGAUUAAUUUAUUUUUGAUCCAUUGAUGAUGUUAUGAGAGCCAGUUUUUUUUUUAUUAUUUUUCUUAUUAUUUUUGUUUAGCUACAGGGGAUCUGGAUGUUUUUUUUUUUUUUU